Messenger RNA from Acanthosepion pharaonis, 1089 nucleotides. The record is from the annotation of a GenBank genome assembly. NCBI's taxonomy places the organism in Eukaryota, Metazoa, Mollusca, Cephalopoda, Sepiida, Sepiidae.
AUGGGGCCCCGAGCUUUUUCAGGUACGUCCAGUGUCUGCUAUCAAACUGGAAGGGCAGUGUCCAUUUACCGACUGGAAAAAAUCGGUUUCUUCAGGACGGUUAACUUGGUCACCAAAUGUUUCUGGGUGGCAGCUUCUUUUCAAAAAUCAACUGGAACAAGAGAUAAACUGAUAUCUAUCUAUCUAUCUAUCUAUCUAUCUAUCUAUCUAUGCGCGUGUCUUUUUAAAAUCACUCAUUAUUACUUCAAUGUGAAUCAGAAGAUCUACGGUGAGUUCUUCGCCGAUAUGGAAGGUCGGGAGUGUGUCAAUUGCGGAGCCAUUUCUACUCCCCUCUGGCGUCGAGACGGAACUGGUCACUAUCUGUGCAACGCGUGUGGCCUUUACCACAAAAUGAACGGCAUAAACCGGCCCCUUAUUAAGCCGCAGCGCAGAUUGGUAAGGGACACAACUCUACCGUACGCUGCCAGUUUGCAAUCGGUGUUUCCUUUUCAGUCGGCAUCAAGGCGAGCAGGGCUGUCCUGCGCCAAUUGCCACACUUCCACCACCACCCUCUGGCGACGGAACAACGAGGGAGAACCAGUGUGCAACGCUUGUGGCCUCUACUUUAAAUUGCAUGGGGUGAAUCGACCUUUGGCCAUGAAAAAAGAUGGCAUCCAGACAAGGAAACGAAAACCCAAAAAUCUCGCAAAGACGAAAAACCCAAUCAAGACUGAGCCAAACAUAAACGUAACAUCUCUCUCUCUCUCUCUCUAUCUAUCUAUAUUUAUUCAUAUUCGAUUUUUCUAUCUCUUAGUCUAUUCAUGUGAUUCUAUCUAUCUAUCUAUCUAUCUAUCUAUCUAUCUAUCUAUCUAUCUAUCUAUCUAUCUAUUGGUCAUUAUCUAUCUAUCUAUCUAUCUAUCUCAGUUUGGUCAUUAUCUAUCUAUCUAUAUAUCUAUCUAUCUAUCUAUCUAUCUAUCUAUCUAUCUCAGUUUGGUUAUCUAUCUAUCUAUCUAUCUAUCUAUCUAUCUAUCUAUCUAUCUAUCUAUCUAUCUCAGUUUGGUCAUUAUCUAUCUAUCUAUCUAUCUAUCUAUCUAUCUAUCUAUGAAUUAA